AUGGAUAAAGCCCUGCAAAGGAUCUACCACCUGCUCUUCUCCGUCUUCGAUGCGCUACCUUCUGUGGGUGGGGCUGGUGGCACCGACACAGAGGUGACAACAGCAAAACAGCAAGAAGUUCUCGGCCUCCACUGCCGAAUUUUUAGGCUGGCAAGGAAAUGGCAGGCGGCGCCAGGGCAGAUGGAAGACACAACUGAAGAAAAGCAGCACAUGCGAAAUGAAGCCAGGAUGCUGUUCCAGAAAAACAAAAAAUGCAUAGACACAGACCUGAUUGAGCAGUGUAGAGACGAACACACGGCCAGGACAGAAAUCGGACAUCACCAGAUUCCCUGUGCAAGGCCAGUUCAUCUGCCUGCAGUGGGGCUUACCCCACUGCAAGGCGGGCUUGGAAGCCAGGAAAAACUGAGGAUACGUUUUGAACUCUGACUCAAGUCUCAUGAUGAGGUUUCCUAA
Molecule: messenger RNA, 453 nt
Organism: Artibeus jamaicensis (Jamaican fruit-eating bat)
Lineage: Eukaryota; Metazoa; Chordata; Mammalia; Chiroptera; Phyllostomidae
Gene: LYRM1
Product: LYR motif containing 1
Cellular component (GO): mitochondrion
Source: RefSeq, a predicted model, not a curated record